AUGCAGCUCCGUAUUAUCCUCAUAUUUGCCGUGGCACUUGCCACCAGCCCUACCGUUGCAGCGGACACGAUGGUCUAUAUUCACAUGCUGUCGAACUGGGGAACCUGGGAUGGCUGGGGUACAUCGCUGGCUUGGUGGGCAAAGCGGUUUGGCGACCGGGAUGACCUGGCCGAUGUCUUCUUCACGCUCAACUCCACUCAGUUCAGCAGCGAGACACUCCCGGGCAUGGGGAUGACCAUUGCGCGCUACAAUGCGGGCGCAUGCAGCCGGAACAAGAUCAGCGGCCGCAGCAUGGUAGAAUCGCCUAACAUAGUGCACUCUCGGCAGAUGGAAGGGUUUUGGCUGGACGGCAACGAUUCGGAUUCGAGCACAGCAAGUUGGGACUGGAGCGUUGACGCGAACCAGCGGGCCAUGCUGCAGAAAGCACGAGCCCGCGGGGCCGACCGUUUCGAACUAUUCAGCAACUCGCCCAUGUGGUGGAUGUGUCAGAAUGAUAAUCCCUCGGGUUCCAACUGCCUCAACGUGCCGAUUCAACACUGCAACGACGAGAAUCUGCAGCCUAGCUACCGGCAGGAGCACGCCGUGUAUUUGGCCACAAUCGCGAAGUACGCCCGAGACAACUGGGGUGUGGCGUUUGAGUCCGUGUCGCUGUUCAACGAGCCUUCAUCGCACACGUGGAUCGGCUAUCUGAACGACUUUGAAGCCUGGGUGGCCGCGAAGGCCGGAUAUGGCAAUUGGGGCACCCAGGAAGGGUGUCACAUCAACUGGGACACAAUGCCGGUGUUGAUCAAGGCCCUGCGAAGGGAGCUCAAUAGCCGUGGCCUAACUGGGGCCUUGAUAGCGGCGGCAGACGAGAACUCGUAUCGACAAGCCAUCGACACGUGGCAUGUCCUCGACGACGCGGCGGUGCUUGGGGAAGUUCAACGGGUGAAUGUCCAUAGCUAUUGGGAUGGGCAGCGCGACGUCCUGCGCGACUUGGUCCUGGGCCACGGCCAGAAACUGUGGAUGAGCGAGUACGGCGACGGGGAUGACACGGGUCACGAACUGGCCAAGACGUUGCUGCUCGACUUCCGCUGGCUGCGCCCGACGGCAUGGGUGUACUGGCAAGUGCUUGACAAGGGAGGUUGGGGCCUCAUCGACGCUGAAAACGACAACGGUAGGCUCGGGGAGGCAACGCAGAAGUAUUUCGUGCUCUUGCAGUUCACGCGCCACAUCCGGCCUGGGAUGCGCAUUCUCGACGGCGGUGCCGAGAACGUCGUGGCGGCGUACGACUCGGCGGCGAAGAGGCUGGUGGUUGUUGUCGCCAACUGGGGCUCCCGCCAGGAUUUCAAGUUUGACCUGCAGCGCUUCGCAACGUCCUCGGCCCAUGGGCCCCCCCUGAGGCGCUGGAGCACCAAGAUGGGCCGCGGUGGAGAUCGUUAUGCGUACUCUGAGUUCCACGAGGAUCCGGUUUUCGGUGACACGGUGUUUGUUCAGAAUAUCGACGCGAAUACAGUGGCGACGUUCGAAUUCGAUGGCAUCACCACGAGCGACUUCUACUCGAUAAAGGUCAACGCCACGUGGGCCCCGGAUGGUGUCCUGAAGCAGUCCGACUUCUACGGGGGCACCAACCCUCGUGCUGCCGUCAGCUUCGUGCCAAGCCUGGUAGCUCUGAGCGGGCCGGUGAAGAUUGAGAAGAUGUGGUUCCGGUCCGGUGAUCGACUGGACUAUAUCAGACUGGACAUCUCGGACGGCGGCGAAACAAAGCCGGCCCACAUCUAUCAUGGAUCGGAUGGGGGUGGCCACGGGGUGGACAUGACAUUGGGCUCCGGCGAGUACUGGACCGAGGCGGAACUGUGUCAGGGAGAUCGCCCAAACGGCUGGGGCACUGGUAUAUACUAUAUCAAGGCCAUGACUAGCGAGGGCCGCUCCCUGGAGGCCGGCCAUAAAACCAGAGACUGCCAUACCUUCAAAGCACCCAUGAGGUGGCAGAUCGUGGGGACCGUUGCCUGGGAGGGCAGGGAGAUAGAUGGGUUAUCUUUUGUCUACGGACCUCGGUGA
Messenger RNA from Purpureocillium lilacinum, 2040 nucleotides. RefSeq lists its product as uncharacterized. Lineage: Eukaryota; Fungi; Ascomycota; Sordariomycetes; Hypocreales; Ophiocordycipitaceae. Gene Ontology annotation, molecular function: hydrolase activity, hydrolyzing O-glycosyl compounds. The record is from RefSeq and is a predicted model, not a curated record.